CCCUAUUGUACGGAGAGUCCACUACGUAGGGUGUAGAAUACAUCACUUCCACUGUGCACUACAUAAGGAGUACGGAGCCGUUUAAAACGCAGCCAGAAGACGCGCGCGCGCUACUUUUUUUUUGCACACGACACUCUCUGUCACUAUGGCUGCGGAGGACGCGCUAGCGAUAUAAUUGAAUAGAUUUGUGGAACCUGAAAUGGCCAAAAUGUACCACCGGGAGAAGAGUAUUCAGCUAAAGAGCAGUGCCUCAGCGCUCUAUAACAAUUUAAGUGUGCUGCGUUUGGCUCCACGUUCUCUCACCCAUUUUGCUGUUGUGCAUGCCAAUGUAGUGAACCUAGUGAGUGCCUCCUGGGAUGGGCUCAACUACUCACAUCGACAGCUACAAUCCAAAGAGGGCAACGUGGUCACCAGCUCCUCGCUCAUCAUGCAGGCAGCUUGGUGUGUUCUUCCAUCUAGAGAUCUGCUGGUUGUCACUUCUCAGAAAGGGAUUCAGAUGUAUGAGUCUGAUGGAUCUAUUAUGGUGUACUGGCAUGCACUGGACUCACCAGAGACACCCACAGCUAAGGCCAUUUUUGCAAGGGGGAUUGCUGCUGUGAGAGACAAAUACAUCUGUGUAGGGGUCUCCUCUGGGGCAGUGCUGGUUUUUGAUGUUCCCAGUAAAGGAAGUAACAUCACAUUGUCUGAAGUCUUGGAGAAACACACUGAGGCUGUCACGGACAUGGCUUCUGAGUGCUCAGGAAGUGGGGAAUACAUUGCUGAUUUGGUUAGUGCUGAUGAUUCAGGCCUUCUGUGUGUGUGGAAGUCUGGGGGGGACUUUCAGCUUCUCAACAAGAUCCCUGGAUUUGAUAUGAGUUGCUCAUCAGUGAAGAUGUGGAAAGGCACGGUCAUAGCUGCCUACGGCACAGGACAAAUCCGCCUCUAUGAGGGUGUCACUGGGAUACUGCAUGCUGAAGUUAAUGCCCAUGCUCGCUGGAUCUACUCCCUAGAUAUUGCUCCUUUCACUGGACUGCUGCUCUCAGCUGCUGAGGACUCCUUUGUUCGCGUGUGGCAUUUAAACCCAGCACCAGAAAACAACAGUGUGGAGAUUGAGCACCUUUAUAAUGAAUGUGUGACUGACACUCAGAUUUGUGGAGCCAGGUUCUGUGAUGGUGACGGCUGCGCUUUUGCUGUCACAGGCUAUGACCUAAGUGAGAUCAUCCGCUACACACAGGCAUAAAAGACUCCCUCCAAUUCUCCUGGUCUUGUAAAGCCUUUGCAAAGGUCACAACACACAGCACCAGAACAGUUUAUCUGUGAUUUGGCACAUAGUUCAGGAACAGUUAGGCUGGUCAGGCAUUAUGUCAGCAGUGCUUCACGUUGUCUGUAAAGUGGACUGCUUUGCUCUUCUUUGAGUGCAAAUUUAUUAUAAAGGUUAGCCAAACUUGUAAUGCUAAUGUUAUAGAAUACAGUUAGAUCUCUUUUAAAAUAAAGAAAAAAUAAGUGUGGCAUGUACUGUCAAGUGCACAAGUUUACAUUCCUAUUAAGAUAAAAUGAUAAAAAAGAUAAAGCGAACAAAUAUUGAAUGUCCAAUUGAUUUCUAUCUCCAUCUGAAGACAAAUUGUAUGUCCACAGCUAUUAUAUUUCAACCUCUAUUUUUGUAGAAGAAUUUUUACAUUGCCAAAAUGGGGGGAUGAAUACUUUUCACUUUCACACACACACACACACACACACACACACACACACACACACACACACACACACACACACACACACACAUAUAUAUAUAUAUAUAUAUAUAUAUAUAUAUAUAUAUAUAUAUAGAGAGAGAGAGAGAGAGAGAGAGAGAGAGAGAGAGAGAGAGAGAUAUGUAUGUGUAUGUAAAUUUAUAUAUACCAUAUGUCUAGUAUUGACUGUACAGUGUGAAUUUGUUUAUUUAUUUUUAAGAAGUAGCCCUUAAGGAAUUUUGAUGUCUUAAUUAAUGCAGUCUUGUAUGCUUAUUUGCUUAUUUGGAUAUAAUAUUAUAAAGUAUUAAAGCUUCUGGAUGGUGAAAUAUAUGAACAUUAAUAAACAAUACACAUUAAUUUGUUUUAGUUGUGUUCGGACAGUGUCACCAGUAGAUGGUGCUAAAUAUAUAAUACACACACACAAACACACACACACGCACAAUAUAAAUAGGCAUAGUUUCUGUGCAUGUCCUGUGUAUAUGUAUAUAUUUUCCUUUGCUUUCAAAAACAGGACAUUAAAAUGAUUUUUAUAACCAAAA
Tachysurus fulvidraco (yellow catfish) is the source of this 2245-nucleotide messenger RNA. RefSeq names its product WD repeat domain 54 (gene wdr54). Gene Ontology annotation, cellular component: ciliary basal body; centriole. Gene Ontology annotation, molecular function: protein binding. Gene Ontology annotation, biological process: cilium assembly. The transcript is spliced from 10 exons. NCBI's taxonomy places the organism in Eukaryota, Metazoa, Chordata, Actinopteri, Siluriformes, Bagridae. The record is from RefSeq and is a predicted model, not a curated record. The coding region runs from base 200 to 1219 and encodes 339 amino acids.